AUGGACCAGGAGUACAUGAUGGCGGAGAGCUCGCGGACAAUCAACCACAAGCUCAACGAGUUGCUCUCAAAGAACAACAUCGCCAAGCUGAAGCUCGACGCGCCCACGGCACUCGCCUACGCCCUGGUGUUGCGGACAAAUAUCCUCGGUAAGGACAAACAGGAAAAAGUCAACCUGAUCGUGGUGUUGGCGAAGCUCUUGGACUGUGUCGCGGGGCUGGACGCCGCCGCCAACGAGUUCUCGCUGAUCUUGGACCACACGCUUUUUGGCACCCUCUUUUCCAUCGUCCUGGCCAACAUGCUGACCGAGACCUACAAGGCCAUCCUCAAGAUCCUGGUGAUCUUCAUCCUGGCUCAGAUCUUCCGCACCAAGGACGACCUGUUCGACAAGUACUUGCCGUUCUACGAGCUGUUGAUCGAGUACCUCGACGUCAUCGACAUCAUCACCCAGAAGUUGUACCUCCAGGACAACAAGAUCACAUUCAACCUGAUCAAGUUGGUCACCGACAUCAUCAACCGCGCCUUGGACUUCGACUACCUGGGGGUGAUCACGUUGGCGGGGCGGUUGAAGCACGUCACGUUCUUCCUGACGGUGGGCAACCUCAUCGAGACCGAGGACAAAGCCAUUCUCGACGCCAUUGAAAACCUCAAGAUCUCUUACUACAACUUGAACGAAAAGCUCUCGACGACGCGCUUCGACAUGCUGAUUAAGAGCCACCAGGUGAUGAUGACGAACUUGUUCGUCUACCUCGAGGUGCUGCUUAACGAAUACGGCACCCCGGCCACCCCCGAGGAGUACGUCAAGGCCGGCUUCACUAACGACCCCCGCCAAUUCAUCAUCGACAAUUUUACCAUUUUGCUCGCGAUGGACUUGAAGAUCUUCCUUAAGGACCCCAACUUCACGUUUAAAAAGAAGUUCCACGAAGAAUUGAUGAUGCUGGACCACAACCGCACCUUCCCGUUGCUGCUUUUCAUCGACAAGGUCACCGAUAUGUGGCUCGAGCUUUUCCAUAAGAAGCAAGAACACCCCUUCAUCUACGCCCUGAUUUUGCUGUGGGAGUUGAUGAUCUACUACACAAUGAACAACUGUCUCAACUUGUGGCAGGAGACCCGCGCCCAGUUGGAAAACAUGAUGGACGUCGACAAGAUCCUUCAGUUGCUCAAGUCGAACGUCGACAGCAUCGAGUUGGGGUUGCUGCGCCACGACAAGACGAUCGAGGAGUGCUUGGACAUCACCCACUCCAACACCGGCGAAGACUUGCGCCACAUCCAAGUGAUCAAGAUUAAUGACGCCCACAAGGCGCGGUGGAGAGCGCGGUUGAUGGAGUUCAACCGCGACUUGGGCCAGGAAGUGUUGGACUUUGUCCUGGAACAGCGUGCCAUCCAGUUGCUUAAGGGGCUGUGGGUGUUUACUGAAAGCUACGGGGAACAGAUGCUCAAAAACUCCAAGGACUUGCGGACAAAGUACACGGGGAUGAAGUACUACUACUUGGCGCUCCUGCCCAACCGACAGAUGAUCUACUACAAGGCGUACGCGGAAAAGCCCGUGGCCAAUCCGCUGUACGAAGAGAUCGAAAACCUGUUCAUCCGCAUCACCGACAUCGUCGAGUUCAAGCUGCAGAAAGUCGGCGAGGCCCUUGGCGAAGCCGACCGCAAUAAGUCGCUGAUGCUCAUCUCGGUAAAGGGGACGAUCUCCUACGAGAAGAUCACGCUUCUCGGCACCGCCGGCAAGCGCUUGUUCAGCUUCUACACCGACACCGAGGUCAACAAGUACGUGUGGCUCGACGGGUUGCUUCUCUUGCGAGAUCUGGGCAAGGGGGGCACGGUGCUGCUGCUGCUUUCGAAAGAGACGCGGGCCCAGGUGGAGAACUUGUGUGAGAUCCGCCGUGUCACCCAGUUGUUGGCGUUGGAGAUCAAGGAGAUCGCCGAGCUCAACUUGGACGAGGACGACGAUCUCGAGGACGAUGAGUAUUUGGACAUGAACGAGUUGGUCGACGUCACUGCCCCGGAGGCGUUCCACUACCGCUGA
This is a messenger RNA of Diutina rugosa, 2028 nucleotides long. RefSeq names its product Lmo1p (gene LMO1). The record is from RefSeq and is a predicted model, not a curated record. Bases 1 to 2028 code for a protein of 675 amino acids. Lineage: Eukaryota; Fungi; Ascomycota; Pichiomycetes; Serinales; Debaryomycetaceae. The transcript has a single exon.